AUGAUGUCAGGAUGGAAUAUUCAAGCAUCAGUAGCAGCCAAAUCGACUACAAAUCCAAUCAGAGCUAUUGUUGAUACGGGAAAGUAUAAACCAAACCCUGAAAAGGCUCUUAUUCCCCUUUCUAUUGGUGACCCAUGUGUAUUUGGUAAUCUCUCGGUUACACAAUACGUUAAUCAACAAUUAGUUAAUAGUAUCAACUCUGACAAGUAUAAUGGUUAUCCUCCUUCUAUUGGAUAUCCAUCAGCAAGAGCAGCAGUUGCUAAAUUUGUUCAAACCCCAUCAUCCCCAUUAUCAGCAGACGACAUUAUUCUUGCAUCAGGUGCAUCUGGAGCAAUUGAAAUUGCUUUGACUGCUCUUUUAAAUCAAGGUGACAAUGUUUUGGUUCCACAACCUGGUUUCUCUCUCUAUGAAUGUAUUUGCAAGAGUAAAGGUUUUGACCUUAAACAUUAUAAUCUAAUUCCAAGUAGAUCAUGGGAAAUUGAUAUUGAUCAUUUAAGAUCAUUAAUUGAUACCAAAACCAAAGCCAUUUUAAUUAAUAAUCCAUCAAAUCCAUGUGGUAGUGUUUAUUCAAAGGAACAUUUACAACAAAUAUUACAAGUCGCAGAAGAAUAUCAUUUACCAAUUAUUUCAGAUGAAAUUUAUGCUGGUAUGACUUGGGGAGGAGCAGAAUUUAUUCCAAUUGCAAGUUUGACUACUGUAGUACCAGUACUUUCGAUUGGUGGUAUUGCAAAGAGAUUUUUAGUUCCAGGAUGGAGAGUUGGUUGGAUUGCCAUUCACGAUAGAAACAAUGUAUUUGAUCAAAUUAGAAAGGCAAUCGUUUCACUUUCUCAACUCAUUUUGGGUCCAAAUUCAUUGAUUCAAUCCGUGUUGCCAGAGAUUUUAAAUACCGAAAACCCAGAAAUCGCCCGUUUCUUUAAUGAAACCAAUCAAACUCUUGAAAAACAUUCUCGUCUAACAGUUGAAUCACUCUCUAAAAUUGAUGGUCUUAACCCAAUUAGUUCAAGUGGUACAAUGUAUCAAAUGAUUGGAUUUGAUACAAGUAAAUUUAAUGGAAUUGAAGAUGAUGUAGUAUUUAUGGGUAAACUAUUAGAAGAAGAGAGUGUAUUUGUUUUACCAGGAACAGUAUUUGGAAUGAAAAACUAUUUCCGUAUUGUAUUUUGUGCUCCAAAUGAAAAGUUGCAAGAAGCCUAUACAAGAAUCGAAUCUUUCUGUAAUCGUCAUAGAAAGAAUUAA
Molecule: messenger RNA, 1233 nt
Organism: Cavenderia fasciculata
Lineage: Eukaryota; Evosea; Eumycetozoa; Acytosteliales; Cavenderiaceae
Gene: tat
Product: tyrosine transaminase
Exons: 5
Coding region: 1-1233 (410 amino acids)
Biological process (GO): aromatic amino acid metabolic process; biosynthetic process
Molecular function (GO): L-tyrosine:2-oxoglutarate transaminase activity; pyridoxal phosphate binding
Source: RefSeq, a predicted model, not a curated record